Molecule: messenger RNA, 903 nt
Organism: Molossus molossus (Pallas's mastiff bat)
Lineage: Eukaryota; Metazoa; Chordata; Mammalia; Chiroptera; Molossidae
Gene: PAIP2B
Product: poly(A) binding protein interacting protein 2B
Exons: 4
Coding region: 455-826 (123 amino acids)
Biological process (GO): negative regulation of translational initiation
Cellular component (GO): cytoplasm
Molecular function (GO): mRNA regulatory element binding translation repressor activity
Source: RefSeq, a predicted model, not a curated record
UGUCUGUGAACAUUUAAGCAUGCUCAAAAAUAAAGUUUCCAGUGACCUCUCUUCUCUCCAAUUUCUGUCCAUUCCUAUCCCUUUCCUUGGCAGCUGGACUCUUUUGAAAGAGUUAUCUACUACUUCCCAUCACCUGCAAGUCAUACUGCCAUGCCAUGCGGCUUUCACCCUCAUUUCUCCUAAUGGAAACUGCUCUUACUAAGCUCAUCGGAGACCUCCAUGGUUCUAAACUCUGUGACACUCCUCAGCUUUCCUCUUGACCUUUCAGCAGCCUUUGGCACACCUGUUUAUUGGGUGUGUUAGUUUCCUGUGGCUGCUGUUACAAAUUACCACAAACUGGUGGCUUCAAACAGGAAACUAAGAAGAAGCCAGAGAGUUGAGAAGGAAACCAAAAGAAUGUGUCAUCACAGAAAUCAAGGGAAGAAAGAACCCGGUAUGGUAAGGUUCUAGCAUAAUGAAUGGGUCCAGUGUGGCGAAUACAUCACCCAAUGUAAAAUCCAAAGAGGACCAGGUAUUAAAUGGGCACGAUGAGAAGGAAAACCCAUUUGCAGAGUACAUGUGGAUGGAGAAUGAAGAGGAUUUCAACAGACAGGUAGAGGAGGAGCUGCAGGAGCAGGACUUUUUGGACCGGUGCUUCCAGGAGAUGCUGGAUGAAGAAGACCAAGACUGGUUUAUUCCAUCACGAGACCUGCCUCAGGCCAUGGGACAGUUGCAACAACAGUUAAAUGGACUGUCUGUCAGCGAUGGUCACGAUUCUGAAGAUAUUUUGAGCAAAAGUAACCUGAACCCGGAUGCCAAGGAAUUUAUUCCAGGAGUGAAGUACUGAUCUGACAGAAAAACUUUGAGGAGGACUUGUAUGUCCCCACAUCUGGGGACAGCACUGCACAAAAAGGCAGAGCUGAA